Carassius auratus (goldfish) is the source of this 4198-nucleotide messenger RNA. Its product is annotated as carbonic anhydrase 5B, mitochondrial-like. Gene Ontology annotation, molecular function: carbonate dehydratase activity; zinc ion binding. The coding region runs from base 956 to 1786 and encodes 276 amino acids. The transcript is spliced from 7 exons. NCBI's taxonomy places the organism in Eukaryota, Metazoa, Chordata, Actinopteri, Cypriniformes, Cyprinidae. The record is from RefSeq and is a predicted model, not a curated record. Gene Ontology annotation, cellular component: mitochondrion; cytoplasm.
UAGGCUUAACUGAGGUGUCACUCAGUGGGAGUAAUUAUUUAUAAUAUAUCAUACAUAUAACAAUAGUUAUUUGUACUAUUUUCUGUACGAUUAGUAGCACCUUCUAGCAGUCAUUUGCAUUGUAUAGACCUUAUCUUAUCUAAACCAGAUUGGUUUAUCAACAAUCAAAGCCACUCUUUUCCGGUUAUAAUGGUUUACAUAUUUAAAGCCACAUACAAGUAAAGACCAGUUGAAGUUAAAUAAGUAAAGGUUACACACAAUUAGCCUAGUUGUUUAAUGGGGUCUGUCAGCUAUGGUUUUGGGAAAGAAAAUAAGAGAGUUAACAAUCCCAAUCAAGUUUAUUACAAAAGUUCAUUUUAAUUUAGAUUUAAUCAAAGACUAAGCUUAAAUGACUUUGUCUUUUGAUACUUUAUAAUAUAGUUGUAGCUAAAACCCAUGCUGUGUUUGCUUUCCAUAAAAUGGGUCGGCACGGUUGUAAUCCGUCUUUGCUGGACCACUUAAAUGACUGAGGAAUUAUAGUAAAGGCCAUUUUAAUCUCAUGAAAGGCAGUUGGUCAAAUUCUCCGGCUGCUUUAAAUCCUCUCCUUUUAUAGAAUCUGGAGCAUGUGACCACAAUCUAAGCAGUUAUUGUGUAAGCUUCUCGUUGUAUGAAGGAGGUUUUAGAUGUUUGCUCAAGGAUCGCCUAAAAUAUUCCCAAGGGGAUGUCUAUUCAUAAAGGUGGCAUAAAACUCCGCUGACUGUCUUCCUGUUGAACUCUACAGUCAGUUUUUCCCUGACAUUCCUCCACAUGUGAGUUUUUUUUUUUUUUUUGAAUCAUCAACUCGCAGAAGGAAGCAUAUUUUCUUCUCGACUUUCACUUCUCUAACAAGUUCCAGAAGAACAGAUCGUCUGCUUUUUGUCCUGCGUUGGGUUUCUUUUCGCUGCUUUUGGAUUUUAAGCAUUUAAUUUCAGAACAAAUGUGUAACGCAACGCACGAGGCUGCACUUUGUGCCAUAAAAUUGCAUCCGAUGUGGCAGGAGCCGCUCGCCGUUCCCGGAGGAGAUCGGCAGUCACCAGUUGACAUUGUGGUGCGUGAAAGCAUCUUUGAUCCGCAGCUCAGACCCCUGAAGGUUCAGUAUGACCCGAGAACCUGCCAGCAGAUCUGGAAUAAUGGCUACUCUUUUCUGGUCGAGUAUGACGACACCACUGACAAAUCCACUCUGAAAGGAGGACCACUGGAGGAUCAGUUCAGACUAUGCCAGUUUCAUUUUCACUGGGGGGAGAACAACACCUGGGGCUCGGAACACUCCAUAGACCGCCGCCUUUACCCUGCUGAGCUCCAUCUUGUUCACUGGAACUCUGACAAGUACAGUCUGUUUGAGGAGUCUGUUAUUGAGGAGAAUGGACUAGCUGUGAUCGCAGUCUUUCUGAAGGUUGGAAAGAGACACGAGGGUCUGCAGAAACUGGUGGAUGCCUUGCCUGCAGUCAGGCACAAGGACAGCGUGGUAGAGUUCACCAAGUUCGAUCCUGCUUGUCUCCUCCCAGAAAAUAUCAAUGACUAUUGGACAUACGCAGGCUCUCUGACCACUCCUCCUCUUACUGAGGCGGUGACAUGGAUCGUGAUGAAACAGCACAUUGAAGUCAGUCAUGAUCAGUUAGCUGUGUUUCGAAGCUUGCUGUUCACAUCGGCGGAGGAACAGUUGCAGAGAAGUAUGGUCAACAACUUCCGUGUCCAGCAGGCUUUGAAAGGACGGACUGUCCGCUCUUCUUUUACCCCCUUCCUCCAAGAUGCUCCCCCAGUGAUGUAGCAACAAAACUCAGUGACCUAAUUCACAUCUUAACCUCCAAAACACGCACAACCUCAUCAGUCACUUUUUAUUACGGAGAGCUGAUAUCCAAUAAGGACUUGGACUGGAUUUUGUCAAAUGUUUUCACCAUUUCCAAACAGGCAUUUUGGGAUAGAUUGGAGAUAUUCUGUUGAAAGAGAUUAACAAAGAUAUAGUUUAGUUAUUAAAGGGCCUGUUUACCCUCUGACAAAAGGUUCAUGCAAUUCAUCGUCAUUUCGCUGUGUUUGUAAAGUACUGAAAUCAAUGCUAGAAUUCAGGUACUUCUAAUUUCAGUAGAAAACACAUUUUCUCUCAAUAUAGUGGCAAAGGGUAUGACAAACUGCUUAUUCUUGUGGAUAACUGACAGAAUGCUAAUAGGGGCGUUUGGUGGGUGGGUGGGUUUGAGUGGUAUUCGGUAGUUUUAGUUUAGUGGAACACUUACCUUGUUUGCUGCGAGGGAAUUUAUUGUAUGCAUGAAACUGCACAAUGCCUUUCAUUUUUGAUUGGUUUUUAAAUGUUAAAAUUUCACAUUAUUUCAGUACAGAGACCAUUUUAAGGCUACAUUUCAAUAUUGCAGUAUAAAUAAGACUAGAAAUAUAGUCUUCAUGAAAGGUUCCCUAGAUAUUUAGAGAUGUGAAAGGAAGAUUAGAUUAAUACGCACAAAUGUUUAGUGAAGAAGAUGCAUUACUGUACUUGCUGUGUACAUCAGAUUGGUAUAGAAUAAGUCAUCAUCCCUAGUGCCUUUUCAUUGUCUUUUCAAUCUGAUCAACUACAAUCAAGUGGUGGCCAUAAUUGCCUUCUGGCAAAAUGUGUGCCUCCAGUACAAAUCUCUCACAGUCUUUCUCGUUCUCAUCCAUUAAGCUUGUGAUUGCAAACGUUCAUCUGUGGAUAUUUAAAGUGUAUUUAGUGUUGGUGACUUAAAAAAAAAAAAAAAAAAGAGAAACUUGUUUAGUCUCUAUGUCUUGUAAAAUGUAUUUGGGAGCACCUGGAUGUUUCUUUCCAUUCUAUGUCAUAAAAUACAUUGUUUCUCAACUAGAGGCGUAUAUGAGACUAGAUGCAUUGUAGAAAUGAGACCUUUUCUAAGACCAAUUGAUUGUUAUAGUUCAAUCUUGGUGCAUUCCUUUUUCCUUUAAACAUGAUGUAAAUGGCAAUAAGAAUAUAACCGUUAAAAUGGGACACUAAGAUUGUUUGUAACAACCAGGACCUCUGGUAUGCAUCUGCAAAUGAAUUGUGCAUUUACAUCAUGGCGAGGUUUUUGCAUUGAUGGUAAUAUUUACAAGAACAUCAAUGUUCAAUUAAUGGUCCGAGUAAGUGCGGAAACAUCCAGAGGUUCAACAUCCGGCUUUAUAACUGCCAAGAGGCGCUGGUCUCUUUGUGAUGGCUGAAUAACAAUGUUCUUGUAUAAACUGUCCCUGAAGUGCCCUCUCAUUUGAAUGGGCCACCUUGGUUUUCUCUCUGUUGGGUUCGUGGUUGAAAUUCAGAGUGAUACUAACUAGACUGAAAAGCUGGAUUUGCACUGUACAAACAAUAGGUUACAGGGAGACCAGGAUCCAUUCCCUACACCAGCCCAAGUCUUCAGCUACUGUCAGUGUAGUGAACAUUCCUCCACAUCUGGAACAACGUUUUCUCAUUGAAGCAAAGUUCAGUAGUGUGUGAAAACACCUUUAAUUGUUUGAAUUUGAAUUAUGUAGUGCAUGAAUUAUAGUUUGAGGUUUUGUGACAUUCUAACUUUUUUGCUGUAAUGGGUUGGCAUGAGGGACAUGGAUUUGUAUUUUUCCCCCCUCCACACACUUUUGGUAUGAUUUGGCUCUAUUUUGUACUUUUUAAGUAGGUUAAGGCCUUCUACUUUUAAGGGAAAACAAUAAUCAGUUUAACAAGACUGCAUUUGUUUUAUAGGCAGUCCCAUCCUUCACUUAUCAUUUUCAGUCAUUUUCAUAACGGUCUCUUAUGCUGCCUAAUAUAAUAUAUAUUUUAUGAUGCAAAUGUAUGCAAACCUUUCAUAUAAUUUUUUUGUUGUGUGUAAAUUUUGUAUGUUCUUCAUUUGUUUCGUGGGAUAUUGUAGGAAACCAUUUUUGGUUGAUUUAGUUUUGUUUUACUUUGGGGUGGACACAAGCAUGUGCCCUUGGGAUUUCAGCAUUAAGAGGGUGGUGCCAGAGGUUUAUGGAGGCCCCAUCCCAGCAAGUGUUGUUUCACCAGGUGCUGGUUAGGUCCGGAUCAGCUGCAAUAAAAAAAGAAUGCAUGUUUUGGCGGACUUAGCAAAGGGGGAGCCUAUAGAUCCAGGGGUGAACAUCAACAACUGCACAAUGUAACUACUCAUUCAUGCUGUCUGACAUAUGUAUUAACAUUUUAAUGUGUAAAAAACUUAAAUAAAAUCUUUGAUGGGUUACUGUGAAA